AUGAAACGCGGCAAUCACAAGUCGCCUUUUCGCGAUGUUCCAAGCCGCGCUGAAGUUGCUCAGUUCGAUCCUCGUCGAGGGCGUCUGUGCUGUACGGACGAAGAUUUCCGAUUCGACGUCGUUGGUACCCCGCGUUCACCCUGGAACCUAUCUGCGGCCGAUGUGUUUACACAAAGCUUCAUGGCGAAACAUCCUGGCCUGCAGAAGGAGGACGUCGUCAGAUCCGCAUGGAUCCGUCAUUCACAACGCCUCCGUGAGCAAUAUCAAGAUCAGAUGAAGGAUCCUGCUGCUCUCGCCUCUCAACAAAGCCACGUUCGACAACAAGAGCGCAAACGCACACUAUUUGCUCAGCGCCGGGCUAUCACAGUUUACGUCCUGAGCGAUAUCGAACCCCGUGCUCGCGAUCUCGUAGAUGCGCUAGGAGUACACGGAAUGAGUUCGGACGAGUCAGAUCACGAAUUGGGAGAGGGACAGGCCACCUACUUCAUCAAGAAUGUGAAAUGGCGUUCGCCAGCGUUGCUCGUCUGGUUGCGCGAAUUGGAUUCGCUUCACCUCUGGGUCCGUUACAGGGCAGGGUUCUCUGCAUCGGAAGGUAAUUGGCCUCAUUUUCGUGUGGAUGGAAGACGGAACAGUCUGCGCCCGCCGAUCCGCGGCCUCCCGAAGAACUGUUAUGCAGCGACCUUGAAUUUCGACGAAUUCCAGAUGAAAUGGCUCAAACCUAUCUCUCAAGACAUCGCACUCAUGCAUCGCCAGGACGUGAGAGAGUAG
Messenger RNA from Fomitopsis serialis, 768 nucleotides. RefSeq lists its product as uncharacterized. Bases 1 to 768 code for a protein of 255 amino acids. The transcript has 2 exons. The record is from RefSeq and is a predicted model, not a curated record. NCBI's taxonomy places the organism in Eukaryota, Fungi, Basidiomycota, Agaricomycetes, Polyporales, Fomitopsidaceae.